CAUAGGACAUAGAUGUCCGUUGUGUAUUUUUGUGUCGAUUUUAAUCAUAAAUAACCACCAAAAUGCCGAAAAAUAUUACUAGUGAAGUGCGUGAGAUAAUAUUGAAAGUGAAAGAGUUUAUGGACGAAGAAAAACGUAUGCAAGUGCCGAUAAUUCCGCUGAGUAAAGUCUAUGUGCGGGUCUCUGCCGCUACAGGUGUUUCAGAACGUACCGUACUUAACAUAGUAAAGGAAGCGCGCCUGGUAGAACAAGGCCUUCUAGACCCCGAAACGUUAAAGAAAACACCCAAAAAACGCGUUCGCACUAAAGGCAAAAUUGAAGUUGACGAAUAUGACUUACAAGUCAUAAGACGCAAAAUCCACGAGUUCUAUGCUUUUAAAAAGGAAGUGCCAACUAUUAACAAACUGUUACAAAUCUUAAAAGAAGAAAUUAAUUUCAAAGGGUCACGAGAGACGCUACGUAAAAUCCUUCGCAAAAACGGAUUUCAGUUCAGAAAAACGAAAAAUAAUAAGGAGAAGGAGCCAGUACCUGAACCGACGUCGUCAGUGCCUCCAAUGGUUCCACCUUACAUUCACACUAUGUUUAGUCAUAAAAAUAUUCAGUCGUAAGUUAGGUAAGAAAAUCUCGAAUAUAGUGAUAAAGGCAGUUGCGCUGGCAACAUUGAUCUGACAGGCGGCCGCUACACUGCCACCCGUCUACUCUGUAACUUUGUCAUCCAUGUUUGGAACUGCAUAAUCUUUAUUGUUGGUUAUAACGUAUGAAUUCUGUAUAAAGACGAUUAAGAAGUAUCGAAUAGUAAAGUAGUUGUAUCUAUGUCCUAUGCAGCACUCUUUAGAAACUUGAAUGGCAACUAGAAAUUGUAUUUUUAUGUGUAGGAAGUUAAGAGUAAGAUCGCCAUUGUAAUAUUAGUAAUCUUUGUAAAGCUUGUGAAUAGGCUUUAAAGGUUUUAUUGUACUGUUAAAAUUUAAUGGUAAAUGGUUGAAACUUUUGCAAGUUAUUUGACAAAGCAUAGGACUAAAUGUAUAUAAAUGAAUUAGGUUUCGUAUGAUCUUGCAUUACAUAAAAGUAGGUCCAUAGUUACAAUGAAAUUUGAGACAAAUCUGUAAUUCAAGUUAUUUGUCUAGUUACUGAAUUUGUAAAACGAUACAUGGGACAAAAUAUUGAAGCUAAUUAUGAAUUGUUUUUGCUAGUGACGGCAGAUUUGUGAAAUAAAUAAUACACUACCAGCGAACGCUGGCUACUUGCAUAAGUCAAGGAUGUGUUUUUCCGCUUUAUAGGGAAAAGUGCCUAAUGAACUAAGAAUCAUGAUUUAGUAUUGCUGUGAAGAGAACAUGUUAACUACGAAUAGCAAUAAAAUUUAGCUUUAAAUUUUGGCGAAGCGAAUUAACUUAUAUGAGUUGUUAUUGCAAUAAUCUGUGUGUGUGAACAUAAUGUGCUUGCAAAUCAGCGUAGCGAAUGAAAUAAAAACUUUAACUCUGCAAAGUGGUGGAACUAUGGCCUGGGGGCUAUGUCCGGGCCAAAGUGUGGGCCACAUCUGGCCUGAAAAAGGAUUAUAUUUGGCACUUCACAGGUCUUUCAAAAUAGUAUGUUAUACGGUCAUUACUGUAGUAAAAAUGCAUAUUUGUUGUAAAUCAAUCCCUCUAAAUUUCAUUCAAAUUUUGGCCCCGAAUGAAAAAAUUAUGCUCACCACAACAUAUUGAGUCCAGUCCUGUCAGUGAGGAAUCAAUGGUAGAUGUUAUUACAGAUGUGCGAAAAGAUUUGCCUUCGUAUUGUUACAGAAACCUAUGAACAUGUCAUGCUAUUACAGUCUGAGUACAAGAUGUAAUAUUAACAUUUCCGGAAAAAUACCAAGGAAACCCUUUUCGCACUAAAUCUGUAAUAUCAUAAUCAAAAGAAACAUUCUAUAUUAUGAAUCAUGGAUACGGGAACUAUAAAGGCUGCUAUCCUAGACAACCUGAACUGACCUUCUGUAUCUCACCCCCUCUAAUAUAUCAGUAUGAGUGAGAUGCAUGCACGCACUAUUGAAUAAGUCAGUCUCAAGCUUGUGGUAAAAGUACACUGUUCAUAAUGUUUAACUUGAAAUAUUUGUGUUAUAGUGAAUUUUACAUUUUCUCAAACAUGCAAUGAAAUAUUGUCUUUAUGUUCCUUAAAAUGGGCUGGGAAGUAUCGCUUUUUGGGCGCAACAACUCGAGAGGACUGUAAAAGGAUUUCAUA
Molecule: messenger RNA, 2214 nt
Organism: Leguminivora glycinivorella
Lineage: Eukaryota; Metazoa; Arthropoda; Insecta; Lepidoptera; Tortricidae
Exons: 2
Coding region: 63-608 (181 amino acids)
Source: RefSeq, a predicted model, not a curated record